AGAUGGCUGCAAAGAGAAGAAAAAACGAAACUUCUAAACGAUUUUCAUCAAGAAAUCUUUCAAUACCUUCACAGGUUGAUCCGAACAGGCUCAAAUUCAAAAAAUUCACCUUUCUGGUAUAUCAAUCCGAUUUGCGCCCAAACUCAUGUAUUUGGAGUAUCGAAAAUCACGUUUUGAUGGUAAAAUGGAUUUGCACAGAAGUCACUGGACAGUUUCAGGUUACGAACAGAUACAAAUUGUGGAAUGCAUCUGACAAUGAGACUUAUCGAUAUCACCAUCUGGAAGUUUCUAAAUCGGAAAUGGAAAAUGCAAGAUCCACUGGAUUUGUUCAAUUGGACACUUAAUGAUAACGUUUUUUCUAUUGUUUUGAAAAUAAAUUUUGUUCUCGCUAAAAAUAAUAAAAAGUUAAUUUUU
Caenorhabditis elegans is the source of this 414-nucleotide messenger RNA. It is a transcript of the gene C26C6.10, whose product is annotated as ETS domain-containing protein. NCBI's taxonomy places the organism in Eukaryota, Metazoa, Nematoda, Chromadorea, Rhabditida, Rhabditidae. The record is from RefSeq and is marked reviewed. The transcript is spliced from 4 exons. The coding region runs from base 3 to 344 and encodes 113 amino acids.